AUGGAGUGGGGCAAUUAUUCCAUGUAUGACGACUUUGUCCUCUUGGGCUUAUUCAGCAACAGCCAUUUCCCCUGGCUUCUCUUUGUCCUUAUUCUCUUUGUCUUUGUCAUCUCCAUAGCUAGCAACACCAUAAUGAUCAUUCUCAUCCAUAUAGACUCCCGACUCCACACCCCCAUGUACUUUCUACUUAGCCAGCUCUCCCUCAUGGACAUACUCUACAUUUCUACCAUUGUACCUAAGAUGUUGGUUGACCAGAUGGUUGGGCAGAGAUACAUUUCUUUUGCAGGCUGCACAGCCCAGCAUUUCCUCUACUUGACCUUGGCAGGGGCUGAGUUUUUCCUGCUGGGACUCAUGUCCUAUGACCGCUACGUUGCCAUCUGCAAUCCUCUACACUACCCUAUCCUUAUGAGCCGUAAGGUCUGCUUGUUCAUUGUGGGAGCAGCCUGGGUGGGAGGGUCUAUAGAUGGCUUCCUGCUCACCCCAGUCACCAUGCAGUUUCCGUUCUGUGCCUCUCGGGAAAUAAACCACUUCUUCUGUGAAGUUCCUGCCCUGCUGAAGCUCUCCUGUACUGACACAUCAGUCUAUGAGACGGCCAUGUAUGUAUGCUGCAUCAUGAUGCUCCUCAUACCUUUUUCUGUUAUCUCAGCCUCUUACACAAAGAUUCUUAUCACUGUCUAUAGAAUGGGUGAGGCAGAGGGGAGGCGCAAGGCAGUGGCCACCUGCUCCUCACAUAUGGUGGUUGUCAGUCUUUUCUAUGGGGCUGCCAUGUACACUUAUGUGCUGCCUCAUUCUUACCAUACCCCUGAGAAAGAUAAGGCUGUGUCUGCCUUCUACACUAUCCUCACUCCCUUGCUCAACCCACUCAUCUACAGCCUCAGGAACAAGGAUGUCUCAGGGGCCCUGCAAAAGGCUCUGGGAAGAUGCUUGUCUUCAGGAAGAGUAACCAGCUUCUAA
Messenger RNA from Talpa occidentalis (Iberian mole), 954 nucleotides. RefSeq names its product olfactory receptor 2T27. Gene Ontology annotation, cellular component: membrane. The record is from RefSeq and is a predicted model, not a curated record. Bases 1 to 954 code for a protein of 317 amino acids. The transcript has a single exon. Gene Ontology annotation, biological process: G protein-coupled receptor signaling pathway. Gene Ontology annotation, molecular function: G protein-coupled receptor activity; olfactory receptor activity. Lineage: Eukaryota; Metazoa; Chordata; Mammalia; Eulipotyphla; Talpidae.